Molecule: messenger RNA, 1161 nt
Organism: Fusarium odoratissimum NRRL 54006
Lineage: Eukaryota; Fungi; Ascomycota; Sordariomycetes; Hypocreales; Nectriaceae
Exons: 1
Coding region: 89-853 (254 amino acids)
Source: RefSeq, a predicted model, not a curated record
CAUGCAUCGGUGAAAAGCAACGGCUCCUACUUCAGACUUCUCGCGACUCAUCACGUCCUAACUUCAGGUUUUCACCAAGAUUAGCAAAAUGGUUCGCGUAUUUAUCACAGGCUCGACAGACGGCAUCGGCCAGGCCGCCGCAAAGCUCCUCGCCGAGCAAGGCCACCAAGUCGUUCUCCAUGCCCGUAACGCCGAUCGUGCCGCUUCAGCUAAAGCCGCCAUCCCCAGCGCCGCAGCUGUUCUAGUCGGCAAUUUAUCGUCAAUUGAAGAGACCAAGAAGCUCGCCAAAGACGCAAACAAUGCUGGGCCAUUCGAUGUCGUCGUGCAUAACGCAGGCAUCGGCUAUGGCUCGACAGCAUCGAGGGAAAUCACUUCGGACAAGAUCUCAGCUGUAUUCGCAGUCAACACCCUCGCGCCUUAUAUCCUCACAUGUCUCAUGGAUAAGCCCAAGAGCAGGCUCUUGUUCAUGAGUUCGGAUAGUCACUACAGCGGUGAUGAGACUCUCAAGAACGCCACUCAAUCGCACUCUUACGGAAACACCAAGCUUCACGACACAAUGCUCGCAAAAGCAUUCGCGCGACGCUGGACCGACAUCCAAGUCCUCAGCAUGCAUCCCGGCUGGGUAAAGACAAAAAUGGGAGGAAACUCAGCACCAGUUCAGUUAAGUGAACCAGCCAAAGCAUUGGCAAGCUGGGUCGCUGGUGAAGGAUCUCUGACAAAGGUCACGUCUGGUGCGUUCGUUACAACAAGUGGAGAGAGCAGACCCCAUCCUGGAGCGGACAAUGUGAGCAAGCAGGAAGAGUUGCUUGAGAUAUGCAAGUCGGUUUCUGGCGUCGAGGUACCGAGAGAGUAGAGUAGAAGAUAAAUGUAAAAAAGAGAUGCCUCGCUAUUGCUCGCAAUCGUUUAUAGGAACAGCCCGAUGCGGGGGUCGAACCCGCAACCUUGAGAUCGCGUACUCAUAAGAGUCUCACGCUCUACCGAUUGAGCUAACCGGGCGUGGCUCUGAUUGGUUGAGAGGCGAGGCCGAAUUGGGUGACAGUUGCUUUCGAGGGGAGAUGGCCACUGUGUUUUCUUGCAAAGCUGGAGCCAGAAUGGAAAGAGUUGAACCAGAACAAUCGCUCUAGAAAGGGUCUAAGGAUCUAUCGAUUGACUGUUGUAUUU